GACCUGGAUCGGGCAGGUAGUUGACAUUUUUUCCAGUCAACGUCACCAUUUUUCGGCAAAAAUCCAAAUUUUCAGUGCCGUAUCAAAAUGGGGGAUGUGCGCUUUUCCGAUAUCAGCGCUUCAUACUAUCCACCCACGUUAAAAGGGGGAUUUAUAGGCGCGCACCCUCCCUUGAAAUCCAGCUUCUACCAAUCAGGACACACUAGCUACUUUCAAAGUUUCAGAAAUGAUCGCAUAUCCAGAAUGCAAAUGCCUGCGCAGGAAUGGGGCGUUCUGACCAGUCCCUACACUCCGCAUCCAGACAUUUCCAUCUAUGGCAAACCCAGCAAGUACCUGCAGUUUCCCCCAUCGGGAAUCAGUAUGCUGGAUGCCGCCAGGCAGCAGGAAGUAGACGACUUUUACAGGGCUUGCCAGAUGCAUCGUGACCAGUACAAAGAUCAUACUGGCAGUUUGCAUCCUUUGGAUUUCUUUAAGGCAUCCGACUACAGCUACCAGUGCCCUAAAGAUCCUACCAGCGUUUACUUGAAAUGCCCGGAACGCUACACUCGCUACAAGGACCCAAUAGUCCUACCACUGACUUUGGAGAGAACCUACAGAGCCCCGAUGUUACCGGAGCGGGCACUUACAGGCGUCUACAACCGGAGUUCUUGCAAAUAACAGCCCUAGUAAUGCAACUCAACCAUCAAAGGGGGUUUAAGCAGGAGCUUCCUUAAAGCCCCAUAAACGCCAAUUUCCAGCUUGAGAACAUUCUGACGUCUUCUGUCAAGUGCGGUCGGAUAUUGGACUUUUUGAGAUCUUCUUCAGCCUUUUAAGAACUUUAUAUGAACGUGAUGAUUACACGAAUGCCCUAUUUGAGUGCGAACAUUGAACAGCAAUGGAAUCUGUGUCGCAGUUCCAUCAAGCCCUGGAACUCACUGCAUAACAACGUUCCUAUAAGGCACGUGGGAAGAACCUGCCUCAAGUCAAGAAACAGCCCCACUAACUGUAGUAUACCCAUAAAAAUCAGCGUAUUCCUGACUUGCGGGGCCGCCAAAGUUUACUUUGGCAACCCAUUAGUUUGCUGUGAAAGUAGGUCUAGACUAGCAGGUUAUAGAACAAGCAGUGAUGCAAAAGUGAACUUCGACUGGAAAAGGUUCUGGCAAUAUCUAAAGCCUCAUUUAUGGAGCUUCGUGGCAGCAAUUUUGGGAGCUUUAGUGGUCGCCUUGUUAAACAUUCAAAUUCCUCAAGUGAUGGGUGGUGUUAUCAAUGUGCUCUCUAGAUUCACUCACGAGCAGGACAGCAAAUUGUUCAUCUCGGAAAUGAAACUUCCAGCCCUAAAGCUGAUUGCCAUGUAUCUAGGACAAAGCUUCUUCACGUUCUUCUACAUAUCAAUGCUAUCAAACCUGGGAGAAAAAAUCGCCUUUAGAAUGAAGUCGGAUCUAUUCGCCUCAAUUCUUAAGCAGGACAUUGCAUUUUUUGACGCUCAAAGAACAGGAGAAAUCGUCACUAGACUGACUGCAGACAUUCAGGACUUUAAAAGCAGCUUCAAACAGACGAUUUCAGGGGGUUUGCGGGCCGCUACCCAAAUCAUUGGCUGCUCAGUGUCCCUUCUAAUGAUUUCCCCUUAUAUGACUUGCAUAUCAAUGUUGUGCAUUCCUUCGGUGAUCGCUGUUGGCACCGUGUUUGGCUCGAUUCUUAGAUCGACUUCCCGAAAGACUCAAGCGCAGGUGGAAAAAGCCACUGCAGUUGCGGACGAAGCGAUCAGCAACAUUCGAACUGUUAGAGCGUUCGCCAUGGACGAUCAGGAGGAAAUCAUGUUCGUGCAAGAGGCUGAGAAGGCGAAAGAUUUGAAUGAAGCUCUCGGCUUUGGAAUCGGAAUUUUUCAAGCUGGGACCAAUUUGUUUCUAAAUGGUACAGUGUUGAUGACGUUGUAUCUGGGCGGCUACCUACUAUCAACCAAUCAGCUCUCAGCCGGUGAAGUGAUGUCGUUUUUAAUCUCGGCCCAAACCAUCCAAAGAUCAUUAGCGCAAGUUUCUUUGCUGUUUGGCAGUGUGAUUAAAGGACUGGCUGCAGGCGGCCGAGUGUUUGAGUACAUCAACAUGACGCCCUCAAUGAACCUGAAAGGCGGCCGAAUUAUUCCCGACAAAUUUCUUAAAGGCGAAAUUGUUUUCCAGAAUGUAACCUUUGCGUAUCCCACUAGGAAACAGCAGGUUGUUUUGGAAAACUUCAACUUAUCGGUUCCGGCAGGGAAAACGGUUGCCAUUGUGGGGGCCUCAGGCAAUGGAAAAUCCACCAUUGUGGCUCUUGUAGAAAGAUUCUACGAUGUCGACAAUGGAUCAGUGAAAAUCGAUGGUUACGACCUGAAAACGCUCGAUCCUUCAUGGUUGAGGCGCAAGGCUUUGGGUCUCAUCAGCCAAGAACCCAUUCUGUUUGGGACUACCAUUUUAGAGAAUAUCCGAUAUGGCAAACCUGAUGCAACAGAUGAAGAUGUGAGAAAAGCGGCUCAGUUAGCCAACGCAGACGAGUUUAUCUCGCACUUUCCCAACGGAUACCAAACAAUGGUCGGCGAAAGGGGCGCCACUUUAUCGGGAGGUCAAAAGCAGAGAAUUGCUAUUGCUAGAGCCCUGUUGAAGGAUCCCAAGAUACUCCUGUUAGAUGAAGCAACCAGUGCCCUAGACGCGGAAUCUGAAAAAGUUGUCCAGGCUGCCCUGGACAAUGCACGCAAAGGACGGACCGUUAUUGUGAUUGCCCAUCGACUAUCCACUGUACGAAACGCCGAUAUCAUCCUGGUUUUAAACAAUGGAAAAAUUGUGGAGAUGGGAACGCAUGAACAUCUCCAGCAACUUAAAGGCUAUUACUGGGCGUUAACGUAUCAGCAGCAACCACAAGCAGAAGGAGGAUAGGGGGCAAUCCAAUAUUCUGCUUACCUACGCACCGGCUUUUGUUUGACACCCUACCCUGUACAUGUAAUUUAAUAGAUGAUCAGACUUGAAACUUUA
Messenger RNA from Dendroctonus ponderosae (mountain pine beetle), 2978 nucleotides. Its product is annotated as mitochondrial potassium channel ATP-binding subunit. Gene Ontology annotation, molecular function: ABC-type oligopeptide transporter activity; ATP hydrolysis activity; ATP binding. Bases 822 to 2882 code for a protein of 686 amino acids. The record is from RefSeq and is a predicted model, not a curated record. Gene Ontology annotation, cellular component: membrane. Lineage: Eukaryota; Metazoa; Arthropoda; Insecta; Coleoptera; Curculionidae. The transcript has 16 exons. Gene Ontology annotation, biological process: transmembrane transport.